GGAGAGAAGGAACUAGAAGAUUCUUGCAGACUUUAGAAAGGAAAGGCAAGCCCAGAAAGGAACUGAGGCUUUAGGGGAAGCCUGAUGUCAUUUUGCAAUCUUAAUUAAACUCUUACUUACAUGUUGAAAGUCUGACAGAGGGUACAGAAUUGGCACAGGAGGAGUACUAGCAGCAGUGGUUCCUAAAUGAAAUGGGCUAUUUCUGCUUCAUUACUUUAUUAAUCAGAGUUAAAUAAACAUGGGACAUAAGAGGAUGAUCUCUGCUUUCCAGGGACUGAUGUGGAAAUGGUAAACUCAGUCUUCAGGUCACUCCAUGCACAUGUAUGGAGACUAUUGAGGGAAACAAGUAGGACAGCGAUACAGUAAGAAGAGGGAUUACCCAACUGUGAGGAGGGGGACAUUUCACUGAUGAAAUCUAAAUGAGACAAGGGUGCUGAACCAGGAAGAGAUGGAGAAAGUAAAACGUGAAAAUGCUACAGUUAUGGAUAAGACCCGAGCUUUGAUUGACUCCGUUAUUCCGAAAGGGGCACAGGCAUGCCAAAUUUGCAUCACAUACAUUUGUGAAGAAGACAGUUACCUGGCAGGGAUGCUGGGACUCUCAGCAGAUCAAACAUCUGGAAAUUACCUUAAUAUGCAAGACUCUCAAGGAGUACUUUCUUCCUUUCCAGCUCCUCAGGCAGUGCAGGACAACCCAGCUAUGCCCACAUCCUCAGGCUCAGAAGGGAAUGUCAAGCUUUGCUCCCUAGAAGAAGCUCAAAGGAUAUGGAAACAAAAGUCGGCAGAGAUUUAUCCAAUAAUGGACAAGUCAAGCCGCACACGUCUUGCUCUCAUUAUCUGCAAUGAAGAAUUUGACAGUAUUCCUAGAAGAACUGGAGCUGAGGUUGACAUCACAGGCAUGACAAUGCUGCUACAAAAUCUGGGGUACAGCGUAGAUGUGAAAAAAAAUCUCACUGCUUCGGACAUGACUACAGAGCUGAAGGCAUUUGCACACCGCCCAGAGCACAAGACCUCUGACAGCACGUUCCUGGUGUUCAUGUCUCAUGGUAUUCGGGAAGGCAUUUGUGGGAAGAAACACUCUGAGCAAGUCCCAGAUGUAUUACAACUCAAUGCAAUCUUUAACAUGUUGAAUACCAAGAACUGCCCAAGUUUGAAGGACAAACCGAAGGUGAUCAUCAUCCAGGCCUGCCGUGGUGGCAACCCUGGUGUGGUGUGGUUUAAAGAUUCAGUAGGAGUUUCUGGAAACCUAUCUUUACCAACUACAGAAGAGUUUGAGGAUGAUGCUAUUAAGAAAGCCCACAUAGAGAAGGAUUUUAUCGCUUUCUGCUCUUCCACACCAGAUAAUGUUUCUUGGAGACAUCCCACAAUGGGCUCUGUUUUUAUUGGAAGACUCAUUGAACAUAUGCAAGAAUAUGCCUGUUCCUGUGAUGUGGAGGAAAUUUUCCGCAAGGUUCGAUUUUCAUUUGAGCAGCCAGAUGGUAGAGCGCAGAUGCCCACCACUGAAAGAGUGACUUUGACAAGAUGUUUCUACCUCUUCCCAGGACAUUAAAAUAAGGAAACUGUAUGAAUGUCUGUGGGCAGGAAGUGAAGAGAUCCUUCUGUAAAGGUUUUUGGAAUCAUGUCUGCUGAAUGAUAAACUUUUUUGAAAUAAUAAAUCUGGUAGAAAAAUGAAAA
Messenger RNA from Gorilla gorilla gorilla (western lowland gorilla), 1671 nucleotides. Its product is annotated as caspase-1. The record is from RefSeq and is a predicted model, not a curated record. Gene Ontology annotation, molecular function: caspase binding; cysteine-type endopeptidase activity. The coding region runs from base 449 to 1546 and encodes 365 amino acids. Gene Ontology annotation, biological process: regulation of inflammatory response; regulation of apoptotic process; proteolysis. NCBI's taxonomy places the organism in Eukaryota, Metazoa, Chordata, Mammalia, Primates, Hominidae. The transcript is spliced from 10 exons. Gene Ontology annotation, cellular component: NLRP3 inflammasome complex; IPAF inflammasome complex; AIM2 inflammasome complex.